AAUACACAACAACAUAGGAGAAAAUUAAGAACCAUUGGUAUUGUAUUAUUAAGAUUUUCACACUUUUUCUUUGUUGCAAUUAUACACAAAUCUAUCUAUCUAUCAAAAUUCAACAACACAAUAAUACACACUUCUUUUCUUUUCAAUUCCUUCAUUCAUCUUUGCACGCACGCACGCACUUGUAGUAAAAUGGGGGAAGUAAGCCUGGCAUCUCCAUCAAAGUCGUUUCGGCUUCGAAGUCCGAGUCUGAACUCGCUCCGUCUCCGGCGAAUCUUUGACAUGUUUGACAAGAACGGUGAUUCCAUGAUAACUGUGGAAGAAAUUAACCAGGCACUCAACCUUUUGGGAUUGGAAGCUGAGUUCAAAGACGUUGAAUCCAUGAUCAAGUCUUACAUAAAGCCGGGGAUGGAAGGACUAACAUACGAAGAUUUCGUGGCAUUGCACGAGUCACUAGGGGACGCAUAUUUUGGGGUGGCUGAAGAAGUAGAUGAGGAUACACAAAAUGAUGAUCUAUGGGAGGCGUUCAAGGUGUUUGAUGAAGAUGGUGAUGGUUACAUAUCAGCUAAGGAAUUGCAAGUUGUGUUGGGGAAGCUUGGACUUGUAGAAGGGAACAUGAUUGAUAAUGUUCAACGAAUGAUUGUGUCUGUCGAUACCAACCAUGAUGGUCGUGUUGAUUUCAAUGAGUUUAAGGAAAUGAUGCGCAACACUAUUGCCCCUAGUUCUUGAUCAUGUAUUUUGUUGUUAAUGUCUUGUUGUAAUUUUGCAAUAUACUCCUUGUAUUGUAGCCAUGCCAAUUUCUUAGCUUUAA
Molecule: messenger RNA, 808 nt
Organism: Vicia villosa (hairy vetch)
Lineage: Eukaryota; Viridiplantae; Streptophyta; Magnoliopsida; Fabales; Fabaceae
Product: calcium-binding allergen Bet v 3-like
Exons: 2
Coding region: 190-726 (178 amino acids)
Molecular function (GO): calcium ion binding
Source: RefSeq, a predicted model, not a curated record